This is a messenger RNA of Etheostoma cragini (Arkansas darter), 3000 nucleotides long. It is a transcript of the gene sufu, whose product is annotated as suppressor of fused homolog (Drosophila). The transcript has 12 exons. Lineage: Eukaryota; Metazoa; Chordata; Actinopteri; Perciformes; Percidae. Gene Ontology annotation, cellular component: cytoplasm; nucleus. The record is from RefSeq and is a predicted model, not a curated record. The coding region runs from base 217 to 1632 and encodes 471 amino acids. Gene Ontology annotation, molecular function: transcription factor binding.
UGUUGUAGAGAAUGAGCAACAGGCUGUGUCCCCUACUGAGAGUACCACAGCGAUCGGUGUUAAACCUGUAUUUUCUCGGCCAACAUUUGUAGUGUGAAGCCUCUGGAUUUAGGGUUUUAUCAUUUUUGUUUAACUGGAGUUAGAUAGCAGAAUAUAACUGCAUAUACGUUGUAGUUUUGUUUUUUUACAAUAACCAGAUUUGUUCCAGGCCGUGGCAUGGAUGAGGUACGGCCUACCAGUGGUGCUCAAGCCCACGGACUGGUGCCGCUGUUUCCUCCUGGGCUGCAGGCUAUCUACGGGGAAUGCCGGCGUCUUUACCCCGAGCAGGCCAACCCGCUCCAAGUUACAGCCAUUGUAAAAUAUUGGUUAGGGGGACCUGACCCGUUAGACUACAUCAGUAUGUAUAGGAGUACGGGCUGUCCAGCUCAGGACAUCCAGGAGCAUUGGCACUAUGUCAGCUUUGGACUAAGUGACCUGUAUGGGGAUAAUAGGGUUCAUGAAUUCACAGGGGCAGAUGGGCCCAGUGGGUUUGGUUUUGAGCUCACCUUUAGACUCAAAAGAGAGACUGGAGAGACUGCACCACCAACCUGGCCAGCUGAACUUAUGCAAGGCUUGGCUCGCUAUGUGUUCCAGUCAGAAAACACAUUUUGUAGUGGCGACCAUAUAUCGUGGCACAGUCCGCUAGACAACAGUGAAUCUCGUAUCCAGCAUAUGUUGCUUACAGAGGACCCACAGAUGCAACCAGUUCAAACACCAUUUGGCUCAUUGAGCUUUCUCCAGAUUGUGGGUGUUUGUACAGAGGAGCUACAGGCGGCCCAACAGUGGAAUGGCCAAGGCAUCCUCGAGUUGAUGCGUGGAGUCAGAGUAGCUGGUGGCCCCUGGCUAAUCACAGACAUGAGGAGAGGGGAGACCAUUUUUGACAUUGAUCCACACCUACAACAGGAGAGAGUGGACCAGGGUAUUGAGGCAGAGGGCUCCAACCUGAGUGGGGUCAGCGCCAAGUGUGUGUGGGACGAUCUGAGUCGACCGCCAGAGGAUGAGGAGGACAGCCGAUCCAUCUGCAUAGGAUCCCAGCCACGGAGGCUCUCAGACAAAGACACAGAGCAAAUAAGGGAGACACUGAGAAAAGGACUGGAAUUUAACAGCAAGGCAGCACUACCACCCAUCAGCAGCCAGAGACAGAGCCACGACAGACCUCAGAGUCGGAAGGACAGUCUGGAGAGUGAGAGUUCAGCAGCUAUUGUUCCUCAUGAGUUGGUCCGAACACGCCAGUUAGAGAGCGUCCAUCUGAAAUUCAACCAAGAGUCGGGCACACUGCUGCCCCUCUGCCUGCGGGGCCGGUUGCUCCAUGGGAGACACUUCACUUACAAAAGUAUCAAUGGAGACACAGCCAUUACAUUUGUGUCUACGGGAGUUGAAGGAGCUUUUGCUACAGAAGAGCAUCCAUAUGCAGCCCAUGGCCCCUGGCUUCAGAUAUUGUUGACUGAGGAGUUUGUGGAGCAAAUGCUUGGGGAUUUACAGGAACUUAACACUCGUGAGGAGACAAAGUUACCAAAGGAGUACAGUUGGCCAGAAAAGAAGCUGAAGAUCUCUGUCCUACCAGACUCCGUCUUUGAUAACCCACUGCAAUGAGACAGAGACACUUAAUCACCGGCAGACUCCACCAAAAACCCCUGCAAACACACACACACACACACACACACACACUGUCAGAGUGGACCAUCAUGAACAGGAGACCUCUCAGAACAUGCAGCGAACCUGAGAUGUCAGGGCACACAGAUAUGUUGUUCCCACACUGGAUGGCCAAUUUCACUUCUGAAAAUUAUGUAAACAGUGACUAUUACUGCAUUCUCGGACAACAUUUCUCUGAGGCCUGAAUGGUUUCGAAUGUCCAACUAGCCUGUCCAGAUGGUUGACCCGUAAAACAAUAAUUAUAGGUGACACACUAGCUGUAAGACAAAACAGGAUGUUGUCACUCCUCCAGUAAGGCCUGCCAAGGUCUAAGGUCCAAAAUAUACGUCACUAAUACAGUUGAGAAUGCAUCCUGUGAUCACCAGACAGUGUCCCAAACAAUAACUGUUGCUGUUUGCAAAAACAGUUUUUAUUUAUUCCACUGGCCUUAGAAAGGACGGAAAAGUCAUAUGUUAAACAAUUUGAUCAGUGUUUCUUUCAAUUGAGCUCAUGUGUAUAGUAUAUGUACAAAUGCUGGUCAUUUUUCCCUUAUGUGUUUGUAGUCAUACCAAAGUUUUAAUUGUUGGCAGUUUGUUGCCAAUACUGUCUGUGUGUCAUGAUUCUGUAAUAUUGACAUGACAGGCUGAACUAUGAUAAACUGAUAUUCACUGCCUGUUUGUCUGGGAUAAUCAACUAGCAGCGGACCUGUUUUCCUAGGUAUCUGGCAAAUGCAGCACGCAUAACUACCUAUUUUCCCCUUAGCCAAGAACAAUACACUCCUGUAUUGAGUUUUUUGUUUUCUUCACGCAUCAUGAUGUGUAUUUUAAAGUUAUGAAAUGCAUCAAAAACUGGGGAUCUGUGGUCAGUGUCCUCAAUUGUUUUCUCCAGUAGCCACAUACAUAUGAACUUGGUUUUGUUCAGCAGUAGGACCUGCCUGAAAAUGAGUUGGAUUAAAGUUCCUCAGUGCAAAAGGACCCCAUCAUCUUUGGUGACUCUUGGCUACAGCUCCUAGAUUGUUAGAAGUGAAUCUGACCUUCGAGGCUGCUGCGUUCAGUCUUUUUCUGAUACUGUCUUUGCAUUCCAUUUUAAAUCAAAAACAAAGAAAAGACUACUUUUACUACAGUUUCUAACAAAUGUACUCCUAUACAACAUGUGAUGGCUUAUUUUUGUUUGUAUUUUUCUAUUAAGAGUGACACAUAUAAGGUUUAGACAUUGUUAUUAUAUUUUGUAAUUACUUUUGUUAUGAAUGAACUGCCUGAUUGUAAUCCCAAGUGCAUUAAAGCGUGUAGGUAUUUACACAAAUAAAGAUGGAACACUAAUGCACGAAUA